AUGAUUGUCCAGAAUAGCAAACUAUAUAGUGCUAGAGAAGCCAUUCGGAGUAUCGAAGAUCGAUUCAAUCACAAGUACCAUUAUCCAUGGGUCCUCUUGAACAGCCAACACUUUACCGCCGAUUUCAGGAAAUAUGCCUCCAUGGCUACCAAGGCUCCCAUAUAUUUCGGAAAGAUUGAUCCAGAUACCUGGUCUUAUCCACCUUUUAUUGACGUGGCUCGUGCUGAGAGAAAUAUGGGUGUUCUUGGAGGGACAAAUCUGUACAAAGGCGGUAGUCUGUCCUUUCGCCAGGAAGCUAGGUAUCACGCCGGGCUGUUCUUUCAUCAUACUCUCUUUCAAAAUGUUGAUUAUGUUUGGCGCGUGGAAUCUGAUUCACAGUAUACUUGUGACUUGGUUGACUUUGACCCCUUUAAGGAGAUGAAAGAAAACAACAGGACUAUUGGCUUUGCACUGACAUCAAAAGAUGUACCCAGAGCUAUUCUUGGUCUUUGGAAAGUAACUCGCGCCUUUAUUGAUGAUUACGCACAAACGGUUGUAUCUCCUGACGAAUCUAUUAUGCCCUGGAUUGUCGAUAGACGAGGUGAAUACAAUACAUGCCACAUGGUGUCUAGCUUUGAGGUCGUAGACCUGGCUUUCUACAGAUCUCCGUCGUACCAAAGAUAUUUUGAGUACCUUGACCGGUCGGGUGGAUUCUUUUACGGAAGAUGGGGAGAUGGUCCUGUAAAAUCAAUUGCAGCGGCAAUGUUCUUAAAAAGAGAUCAAAUCCAGUACUUUAAAAAUGUUGGAUAUUCUCACGGCAUGUUUUCCCAUUGUCCUUUCCAAGAGAAUUACUCAGAACAUUGUAGUUGCUCUUUGGAUGAGACAUUUGGUAAGUCUGAAUUAAUUAACUAG
Messenger RNA from Phycomyces blakesleeanus NRRL 1555(-), 891 nucleotides. Its product is annotated as glycosyltransferase family 15 protein. Gene Ontology annotation, molecular function: alpha-1,2-mannosyltransferase activity. NCBI's taxonomy places the organism in Eukaryota, Fungi, Mucoromycota, Mucoromycetes, Mucorales, Phycomycetaceae. The record is from RefSeq and is a predicted model, not a curated record. The coding region runs from base 1 to 891 and encodes 296 amino acids. Gene Ontology annotation, biological process: protein N-linked glycosylation; cell wall mannoprotein biosynthetic process. The transcript is spliced from 3 exons. Gene Ontology annotation, cellular component: Golgi apparatus; membrane.